CAGGCUCCGUCUUCCAGGAAAACGAUGGUUGAGCGCAGCCUCUGAGAUGAUGCCGAGAGCAGGGGGGGCGGCUGCCUCCUCUCUCGCCUUGCUGCUGCUGUUGCCGCUGCUGCGCUGUUGCCACCUGUGCCACUCGCUGCAUGUACAAAGAUCUGAUUUUCUGAGUUGAGAAGUAUCCCUUCAACAUACACUACAUCCCUCCAGACAAUCAUCAUUUCAUCAUCGCAUGUAUGGACAAUUUGGCAUCUUCAUUAGAGGUGUUCCUAACCUCUCGUCCUAUGCAAAAGCCGAAGACAAGCUGUUCAAAUACCUCUUUGGGAACUAUCAGAAAUGGGUCCGCCCAGUUGAAUAUCUCAACCAGACCAUAUGUGUCAAGUUUGGACUCGCCAUCUCCCAGCUAGUUGAUGUGGAUGAGAAGAACCAGCUGAUGACCACAAAUGUGUGGAUGAAGCAGGAAUGGACUGACAUGAAGCUAAGAUGGGACCCUGAUGACUACCUGGGCAUCACCACUAUACGAGUGCCCUCUGACAGACUCUGGCUCCCAGAUGUAGUGCUCUAUGAUAAUUCAGAUGGUCGUUUUGAGGGCACAGUCACCAAGGCGGUUGUCAAAUAUGACGGAACCAUAACUUGGACACCACCUGCUAAUUACAAGUCUGCCUGCACCAUCGAUGUCACCUUCUUUCCAUUUGAUUUGCAGAAUUGCUCCAUGAAAUUUGGCUCUUGGACUUACGACGGCUCCCAGGUUGAUGUCCUUCUGGAGGACUUCCAUGUGGACAGACAGGAUUAUUUUGACAAUGGCGAGUGGGAGAUUGUAAAGGCCACAGGUAGUCGUGGUCUGAGGCUAGACGGUGGCGCUUCAUAUCCCACCAUCACCUACUUCUUCAUCAUUCGCCGGCUGCCUCUCUUCUACACACUCUUCCUCAUCAUCCCCUGCAUCGGCCUGUCCUUCCUUACCAUCCUCGUCUUCUACCUCCCCUCCAAUUGCGGCGAGAAGAUCUCUCUCUGCACUUCAGUGCUGGUGUCGCUAACCGUCUUCCUGCUGGUCAUAGAGGAGAUCAUUCCUUCCUCGUCCAAGGCCAUUCCGCUCAUCGGCGAGUACCUGGUCUUCACCAUGAUCUUUGUCACGCUCUCCAUCGUCAUCACCGUCUUUGCCAUUAACGUCCACCACCGCUCGUCCUCGACACAUCACGGCAUGGCGCCGUGGGUGCGCAGGAUCUUCCUGCAUCGACUGCCCAAGCUGCUGUGCAUGCGCGGCCACGUAGACCGCUAUGGCACGGCGGGAGCGCCGCAAACGGGGCGGGUACUGGGAUUGGGAAUGAUGAAGGAUACUCCAACUGAGCUGGGCCUCUCCCAUACCAGACACAACAUCCAAGCUGCCCUGGAUUCUAUCCGCUACAUAACCAUGCAUGUGGUGAAAGAAAAUGAAGUCAGAGAGGUGGUACAGGACUGGAAGUUUGUUGCCCAAGUUCUGGAUCGAAUGUUUCUGUGGGCAUUCCUGCUAGUGUCCGUCCUGGGCUCAGCUCUCCUCUUCAUUCCUGUGAUCUACAAAUGGGCCAGCAUUAUUGUACCCAAACAUAUUGGCGGUAUCCUCUGAACAUUCGCUGACAUGGAGGUGAGGCACAUCAGUGGUUAAGAUCCAGAUUUGAUGACGGUUUGUAGUCUGCAUCACAUCUACAGAUGAACUGUAUGAUUUUAAAAUUGGAAAACAACUAUAAAAAUGUAUAAAAAGAAUGUCAUUCCCAUUCAUCUAACAUAAUAAACGGUGAUACAGGUCAAUAUAAAAUUUCUGUUGAGCCCCUCAUUAAAGGAGACAUUAAGCUUUAAUGUCAGAAAAGUUUGCUCGCAAGUGCACAGCAAAUGAUUGCCAGUUGGUAAGUCACAUCUUCUGUCUGUUAUUGCUUGAUUUUACUUAGUAGAUUUAAAUUGUUUUACUAUUUGUUUUGCACAAAAAAAAAUAAAAAAAAUAAAAAAGUGGGAGUUAGAAGGAUUACAUGAUAGCAAAUAAAUCAUUUGGUUUAAAGAGUAACUUAAAGCAUGAUUUGAUGGGUUUAGCACUUUUUCAGACAUCACUGGGACCUUUCAGUUCAGACAUACAACAAGCCUUGUCUCAAAUUGUGUAUGCAUGCACAGACCUGUUGCUAAGAGAUGUGGCAGAUCUGUACGAACAUGUUCUGGACGCUGUGUGAAGACACUGUUAAUGAACACACAACAGACGGUCAUUGUAAGAGUAUUUUGAUCCAAGUGUAACAAGUAGUACAAAUCGAGUGGGAAAAAAACGCAAGAAUUGUUUCCCACUCUAUUAGCUGCUUGUGUAAUAACUAGGGGUGUAACGGUACACAAAAAUCUCGGUUCGGUACGUACUUCGGUUUUGAGGUCACGGUUCGGUACAUUUUCGGUACAGUAAGAAAACAAAAUGCAAAAUAUAAAUGUGCUAGUUGUUUAUUACACACUUUUUUGCUUUCAACAAUAGGAACAUUAGCCUAUAAAAAGCUAGAAUUCUUCUCACAAAUUGAAAAUACAAUAUUCUGAAAUGUAGAUAUUUUGAAAAACAAAGUAAAAAUAACACUACCUAAGACCUUUUCUUUAAAAAAAAAUAUCUGAUGUGCAAAAUUGAACAGUUGCAACAAUGAUCAGUUUCAAAUUUCUCAUAUUAACUUUAUGACUAUUACUUCCAUGUCUACAUUUAAUGUUACUUACGCUGCUCACUGCACUUCUGAGUGGUGCGACGGCCCUGGCCGUUUAAUUGCUAUCUUUUUUGAGACUGUCGGUCAGCUGAUCGUCGUGUCCGCCAGCUGGCUGCUUCCCCUCCCAAAGUGACACCGGACGGGCAGACGACGCAGCCGCCGCUGAUGGGCCACCCGAGGAAGGGUGCCAACGUCAGAAACUAGCCGGUGUCUGUCAUGUAUCCAUUGUGCAGCCCUUUGUUUACAUUUGCGGCAAUAAUGACACUUGCUUUACGGCAGCUAAACCGAUACAAGGUAGUACUAUUAGGCCGUUUUUUGAGCUCGCAUCCUCGCGUGUGUGUUGUAUUGUGCCUGAGUCUUGUUAACCAAAUAAAGGCAGCGUUAACAAAAGUCAUCCUACCGCUCGUCAUUUUACAGUCAACACUCAGAGUUCGCAUUUGGCAGCAUACGUGCCGCGUACCUCCUCGCCAGCUGUUUGCUCGCCAUUCAUUCACCUGUGCAUUUGAUCGCUAUUUUGUUACACUCCCGCUUUUUCAGUGAGAUAUUUUGUUCAUUCGUUAUUGGAUCGUUUUUGUUCACUACUGUAAAUAAGAGCACCGCAGCAGUAGAGCAAUUUUAAUUUUGUUUGUUGUUUUGGCCUGGGCUUACGCUGAAGCCAGCUCCUUCCGCAUUUUGUAUAUUUUGUUCAUUGCGAGUUCGACUUAUGUGAAUACAUUUGUGUCCACUUGCAACUUGUGUGUGUGGCUCGUUUUAUGUUACGCACUUAGCGAGCCGUCCGUGGGGCGUAAUUAACUGUGGGAUUAUGGGAUGCAUGAGCGGGCAUUCCGCGCUUGCGUUAAAUGCGUCAAAUAUUUUAACGUGAUUAAUUCGAAAAAUUAAUUACCGCCUGUUAAUGCGCUAAAUUUGACAGCACUUUACAUUACGUCAGAUACUCGUUCGGUACGCCUCCUUUCCGAACUGAGGAGCCCGAACCGA
Molecule: messenger RNA, 3659 nt
Organism: Corythoichthys intestinalis (scribbled pipefish)
Lineage: Eukaryota; Metazoa; Chordata; Actinopteri; Syngnathiformes; Syngnathidae
Gene: chrna5
Product: cholinergic receptor, nicotinic, alpha 5
Exons: 8
Coding region: 227-1594 (455 amino acids)
Biological process (GO): signal transduction; regulation of membrane potential; response to nicotine
Cellular component (GO): plasma membrane; synapse; neuron projection
Molecular function (GO): acetylcholine-gated monoatomic cation-selective channel activity; acetylcholine receptor activity
Source: RefSeq, a predicted model, not a curated record